Magnolia sinica is the source of this 2753-nucleotide messenger RNA. Its product is annotated as alpha-N-acetylglucosaminidase. NCBI's taxonomy places the organism in Eukaryota, Viridiplantae, Streptophyta, Magnoliopsida, Magnoliales, Magnoliaceae. The record is from RefSeq and is a predicted model, not a curated record. Bases 94 to 2505 code for a protein of 803 amino acids. The transcript has 19 exons.
UCUCUGUAGCCAGACUCUCAACCCUCUGGACCAAAGACGACCAUCCCUGCUACUUCGAAAACUCUCUCUCUCUCUCUCUCUCUCUCUCUCUCGAUGGCGAGUUCUCAUGCUACUGUCCUCUUUCUAAUCCUCACCUUCCAUCUCGGCACUGUUUUCAGUGGAAUGGAAGUGAUGGAGGGCUUGAUCAGUCGCUUACAUGCUCCAAGAGCGUCUCCCUCAGUACAGGAAGCUGCAGCCAGAGGAGUCCUCGCUAGAUUGCUCCCAACCCAUUCUUUCAGCUUCGAUUUCAAGAUCAUUUCCAAGGAUAUUUGUGGUGGAUCUAGUUGCUUUUGGAUUAAUAAUGUCAAAACUUCAAGCAAGAAUGGACCAGAGAUUAUGAUUAAAGGCACUACAGCAGUUGAGAUUUCAUCCGGUCUCCAUUGGUAUUUAAAGUAUUGGUGUGGUGCUCAUAUUUCAUGGGACAAGACUGGUGGCAUUCAGACAGCUUCUGUUCCAAAACCAGGAUCACUUCCACAUGUAGAAGAUAAGGGGGUGCUGGUUCAGCGUCCAGUUCCAUGGAACUAUUAUCAAAAUGUUGUUACUUCCAGUUAUUCCUUUGUUUGGUGGGACUGGGAAAGAUGGGAGAAAGAGAUUGAUUGGAUGGCUCUUCAAGGGAUUAACUUGCCUUUAGCAUUUACAGGACAAGAGAGCAUUUGGCAGAAGGUUUUCCAGAAUUUGAAUAUUAGCAAGGAAGAUUUGGACGACUUCUUUGGUGGACCGGCCUUCCUUGCUUGGGCUCGCAUGGGAAAUUUACAUGCUUGGGGUGGUCCACUUUCACAAAGUUGGUUGGAUCAACAAUUAGCUCUGCAGAAGCGUAUACUGUCUCGUAUAGUUGAGCUCGGCAUGACUCCAGUCCUGCCAUCAUUCUCUGGGAAUGUUCCAGCGGCACUGAAAAAGAUAUUCCCUUCUGCCAAUAUAACAAGGCUUGGUGAUUGGAACACUGUUAAUGGUGAUCUGCGGUGGUGCUGUACAUACCUUCUUGAUCCAUCUGACCCCCUAUUCAUUGAAAUUGGAGAGGCUUUUAUCCUGCAACAACUUAAAGAAUAUGGAGAUGUUACUGACAUAUACAGCUGUGAUACAUUCAAUGAAAACACCCCACCUACGAAUGAUCCAACUUAUAUCUCCUUACUUGGAGCUGCUGUUUAUAAGGCAAUGUCUAAAGGCGAUAAGGAUGCUGUAUGGCUAAUGCAAGGAUGGCUAUUUUAUUCAGAUUCUGCUUUCUGGAAUCCACCACAAAUGAGAGCACUUUUGCAUUCUGUUCCAUUUGGAAAGAUGAUAGUCCUCGAUCUAUUUGCUGAUGUCAAACCCAUAUGGGAAACAUCUUCUCAGUUUUAUGGCACUCCUUAUGUCUGGUGUCUGCUGCAUAACUUUGGUGGAAAUAUUGAAAUGUAUGGCCUGCUGGAUUCAGUUUCUUCAGGACCAAUCGAUGCUCGUGUCAGCCAAAAUUCGACCAUGGUUGGUGUUGGCAUGUGCAUGGAGGGAAUAGAACAGAAUCCAGUUGUCUAUGAGCUAAUGUCUGAAAUGGCAUUUCGUAGUGAAAGAGUUCAAGUUGUGGAAUGGCUGAAAAGCUACUCCCAUCGACGUUAUGGUAGAGCAGUUCAUCAAAGUGAUGCAGCUUGGAAGAUUCUUUAUAAAACAAUUUACAACUGUACAGAUGGGAUUGCUGACCAUAAUAAAGAUUUCAUAGUUCAAUUCCCAGAUUUUGAUCCAUCCUUGAAGUCACACUCCAAUAGUUCUAAAGAAGGCCAGUUGCAAAAUCUGUCUAUUCGAGAUAGCACUAGAAGAUUCUCCUUUCGAGAAAUGAGCUCUGAUUUGCCUCAGCCACAUUUAUGGUACUCCACAAAGGAAGUAAUCCAUGCCUUGCAGUUAUUAAUUGAAGCAGGCAAUGAUCUUGCAGGAAGCACUACAUACAGAUAUGACUUGGUUGACCUCACACGGCAAGUAUUAUCAAAGUACGCAAACCAGGUUUACUUGGAUGCUUUGACUGCUUUUCGACAGAACAAUGCCAAUGCUUUAACUCACCAAAGCCGAAAGUUCGUCGAGCUCAUCAAGGAUAUUGAAACUCUUCUAGCUUCUGAUGACAAUUUUCUACUGGGCACAUGGCUCCAAAGUGCAAAAAAACUUGCAACGAGUCAGAGCGAGACGAGGCAGUAUGAAUGGAAUGCAAGAACACAAGUGACAAUGUGGUUUGAUACCACCAACACCAACCAGAGUAAACUUCAUGAUUAUGCAAACAAAUUUUGGAGUGGACUAUUAGAGAGCUACUACCUGCCGAGGGCUUCAUCCUAUUUCAGUCAUUUAUUGACAAGUUUGAGAGAAAAUCAGAGCUUUCAAAUGGAGAAAUGGAGAAGAGAGUGGAUUUCUUAUUCCAACAAAUGGCAAGCGGGCAGUGAGCUUUACCCAGUGAAGGCUCAAGGCAAUGCCCUAGAAAUUUCAAAAGCAUUGUUCCAAAAAUACUUUGGCUGAAAAUUGGAGUCCAUUUCCCAAGAAUUUUAGAAAGGGAAAAAAAGAACAGACUGUAUGUGCUAAUAAUGUUCAUUAACAUUGUAAGGAUGAGUACAACUCGACAUGCUCAAUAUCCAAACAUUGCCACAUUCUCAAUUGAAUUUUCUUAAUCCCGCAUGGAGGUUUGGAUGUACUAGGUAUACUUUUCCCAAAGUUUCACUUAGGGAGUGUCUUUAAGGGUAUAAAAAUUCAAAAUAACUAUGUGCUCA